Venustampulla echinocandica is the source of this 675-nucleotide messenger RNA. Its product is annotated as Fes1-domain-containing protein. NCBI's taxonomy places the organism in Eukaryota, Fungi, Ascomycota, Leotiomycetes, Helotiales, Pleuroascaceae. Bases 1 to 675 code for a protein of 224 amino acids. The record is from RefSeq and is a predicted model, not a curated record. The transcript has a single exon.
AUGGAUCCAGGCCUAAAUCAACUUCUUAAAUGGAGCGUGGAAAAUACCACCGCAAACCCCAACGCCGACUCCACGCCUCCCACCCGCGAUCUCAAUCCCGAUGCCAUAAACUCGCUCUUCGGCGGUCCCAGCGACGCCGACCUGAUGCGCGCCUCCAUGUCCGCCAUAACAUCCACGUCGUCGGAACUUUCCCUCGACGACAAGAUCAUCGCCUUCGACAACUUUGAGCAACUCAUCGAAAACCUGGACAAUGCUAAUAACCUGGAGCCAUUGGCGCUGUGGACGCCGUUGCUGGACUGUCUAAGACACGAGGAGAAAGAGCUGCGCCGGAUGGCGGCGUGGUGUGUCGGCACGGCGGUGCAGAAUAACGUUACCAGCCAAGAGAGAUUGCUUGCUAUGGGGGGAGUGGAGAAGUUGCUCCAUGUGGUGCUGGGUGAUAACGAUACGACGGCGGAUGAGGUGAAUAAGGAAGAUGUUAGCGUGAGGAGGAAAGCUAUUUAUGCGUUGAGUUCGGCCGUUAGGAAUUAUCAGCCUGCGAUGGAUGUUCUAACUGGCGAGCUGGAGAAGAGGAAUUGGGAUGGUAUGGCGGAGAAGCCGGAUGCCGCGGAUAUGGACGCCGUGGACGAUAUUAUUGGGAAAUUGAGGGAUGGGGUUGGGAAGGAUAUAGCAUCAUAG